Mesoplodon densirostris (Blainville's beaked whale) is the source of this 957-nucleotide messenger RNA. Its product is annotated as zinc finger protein 33B-like. Gene Ontology annotation, molecular function: RNA polymerase II cis-regulatory region sequence-specific DNA binding; DNA-binding transcription factor activity, RNA polymerase II-specific. The record is from RefSeq and is a predicted model, not a curated record. The transcript has 3 exons. NCBI's taxonomy places the organism in Eukaryota, Metazoa, Chordata, Mammalia, Artiodactyla, Ziphiidae. Gene Ontology annotation, biological process: regulation of transcription by RNA polymerase II.
AUGAAAAGCACCUGUAAUAAGUGUGGGAAAACCUUCCAGAAAUCACAACCCACUGACCCUCAGAGAACUCACACAGGAGAGAAACCCCAUGAAUAAAAGCUUCAUGUAUGUAAUGAAUGCAAGAUAUCUUUUUGUCAUAGCUCAGCCCUGAAGGUCCAUCAGAGAAUUCACACAGGAGAGAAGCCCUAUCAAUGUAAGGAUUGUGGGAAGUCCUUCUAUGCAAAAUCAAACUUCAACCAUCAUCAGAGAACUCACACAAGGGAGAAACCAUACGAAUGUAAGGACUGUGGGAAAUCCUUCUGUGUGAAAUCAAACCUAACUAAGCAUCAGAAAACGCAUACAGGGGAGAAACCUUUCAAAUGCAAUGAAUGUGGGAAAACUUUCUCACAGAAGUCACAAUUUGCUGAUCAUCAGAGAACACACACAGGGGAGAAACCCUACAAAUGUACUGAGUGUGGCAAAUCCUUCUACUAUAAGUCAACCCUACAAGUACAUCAGGGGAAGCAUACAGAAGAGAAACCCUAUAAAUGUACUGAAUGAGGGAAAUCCUUCUGCUAUAAGUCAGCCCUGAUUAUACAUCAAGUAUCCCAUACAGGAAAGAAACCCUAUGCCUGUAAUGAAUGUGGGAAAACCUGUGUGAAGUCAAAUCUCACUAAACAUCAGAAAAUUCACACGGGAUUGAAACCCUAUGAGUGUAAUGAGUGUGGCAAAUCCUUCUCUAUGAAUUCGAUCCUCACUGUACAUCAAAGAACUCACACGGGGGAGAAACCCUACGAGUGCAAUGAAUGUAAGAAGUGCUACUACAAAAGGCGGCGCUCACUAAACAUUAGAAAACUCACAGGGGAGAAACCACACAAACGUAAUGCAUGUGAGAAAGCCUUCCUUAUGAAGUCAACCCUCAUUAUACACCAGAGAACUCACACUGGGGAGAAACCUUUCAAAAGUCAUUCUAUGUGA